GGCUCUGAUUUUUAACCGCUACAACGUCAGGUUUCGCAGAUAAGCUGUUGCAUUUUUACAAGAACACUAACUGGUACCCGAGAGUUUAAAUUUAAGACAGAAAUGCCUACACUGUAAUAACAUUAUUGUAACCAAAGUUAUUAAAAUGCUUAUGAAUAUCGCCUAAUUGAAUAUAAGUACAGGGCCAUUACUGAAGUGUUUUCAACUAGUUUAUUAGCUUGUGUGUGUUUAGAGAUACAUUUGUAGUAGAUUGCUUAAUCUAGUUAUGGAUAAUAUUCAAUUUCUGCUUGCAAAGGCUUUGUUAGUAAUGUAUGUAAUUAUAGUGUCAAAUGAUUGUGCUGAUUCAACAGACAGUGAUGACGUAAUCAGUCUGCUCUCGUCGAACUUAAAACAGCCAAGAUUACCAGCGCAAGGCUUUCCUUUCCAGUCAAAAUUGCUGAAGAACUUGGGCAAACAAUAUCCAGCUCAUGGUGCAUCUGGUGAUUUAAAUGGUUUUGAGUGUCCCGAUGGGUAUAGGAAACGCAUACGUGGAGGGGUCGAGUUUUGCUCCCCAACGAAAACAGAACAGGAAAUUGUGGAAGAUAAAGGACCACUUUGUCCAGAAGGACAAUUCUUGGUCGAUUCUCUUUGCAUGGAUACAGCUCAACAUAAUAUUGUACCACACCUGUGUCCGUAUGGAAAGGUGAAGUUUAUUUCCGGGAAUCAAGCUCACUGUGUCGACGGAAUUUCUUUGAAGGACAUAUCUUGUGAUAAAGGGACAAGUCUUAUCCAUACAAAAGCUGGUUGGAUGUGUGAAAUCACUCAUGCACCUGUACAAAUACAAAAGCAUUCUUACUUGAGUAAUAAACUGCCCUAUGAACAUCAGUUCAAGGAGUUGAAAUCUGGUCCUAACUGGGACAAAGACACUAUCGAUGUUCCAAAAUGCGAAAACGGAAAAGUUGCUGCCAUGACACAAGAUGGAUACGUAUGUAUAGAUCCCGUCUUUCCGUCGUCUGUUUGUCCGGCGCACCUGGUACCAGCCAUGUCGUCACGUGGUAUUCAGUGCAUACCUUGCCCAUACGGUCAAAAUGUAGUCCGCAUAGAAGACGUUGUCAAAUGUGAGAGAACCGACAUGGUAACAACAGAAGUACCCUGUCCUCAGGGUCUCCAGCCUAUCCAAACACCGGUUGGUAGGGUGUGUCAAUACAUGCCAUCAGCUGUCUCUGGACAUGUCCAAAAGUGCCCUGAAGGUAAAGUAAGACACGCUGGAGGAAAGAUUGUUUGUUCAGAAAAAGAAGAAUGUCCACCCGGACAAAAUAAGUUGCGAAGUGACGAUGGCAGAGAAAAUUGCAUGACACCACAGUUGACCGAUGUGCCGUAUUGUUUAGAAGGUGAAGUGUUUUAUGAAGGAGCAUGUAUCUCGCUACAUCUGGCUGAGAAAUUUCGAAGUGACUCGAAAAACCCAUGCAUACCUGGUCAUUUUCUUUUUGUUUCGAAUUUUGGUUCUGUUUGUCAGCCGAUCACUGAAGGCCAAGAAAUUCAUUCCCAUAAUAUUUUGCAAUGUGGACCAGGAUCUGUUGUAACACAGACGGCCAUUGGUUUCCAGUGUUUGUUAGGCGAACUUCCUUCAUACGUGAUACCCAUGUGUGAACACGGAUUCGGUAUAGCUAAGUUAGGAGAAAGUUACGAGUGUAUAUCAAUAUAUGACGCAGAUUUGAUUUGUUCAGCUGAUGAACAGAUGGUGAGAGUCGAUGGAGGCUUUGUUUGCGAAAAGUUCAUACCGGAGAGACACUGUGGGCCUGAUGAGUUUUACCGUACGAACGAGGGUGGAGGAAUAAUGUGUAUCUCACAUCAUCAAGCGACAGAACUGUGUGGUGACGGUUAUGUUGCCGUUAGGGAAGCUGAGAGUUUUCUUUGUAAGAAACUUCUGGAGGAUGUAAAUUGUCCUGUUGGAUACAGCCUUACAGUUGACCAUGGCGAACCUUUGUGCAUAGAGGAAGGAGCCAAGUGUGUUGGUAUUGUCGAUCUUCCUUCGUCCGGAUGCUUAAAUCAAGCUCCACAUUGUCAGCAAGGUUAUUACCUAAAUAUGGAUCUUGAUGCUCCACAUUGUGCACUUGUAUUGAAUCAACAAUUCCAACAGUCACAAACAGACCUCAUAGUGCAGCCGUGUGAUGCAGAGGGAGGUAUACGACCAUGUGAUUUACCUGCAGAUAUGCUAUUGUCCGGAUGUAAUCCAGAUUGCGCAAACGGCGGCACUUGUGACAACGACACAUGUCUUUGUCCGCCGGGAAUCACCGGACAUGCUUGUCAUAUUGAUGUAAAUGAAUGUGAAAGCUGGCCGUGUGAGUAUGGAUGUGAAAACACUUUCGGUACUUACCAAUGCACUUGUCCCGUUGGGAUGUUGCUUGGCACGGACGGACAGACAUGUUCCGACCCAGGAUGUAUCCCAGACUGUCUCAACAACGGUCAAUGUGUACGGGGGCAUUGUAGAUGUGCAAGCGAAUUUGAAGGACUUUACUGUCAGAUAGAUAAGGAUGAGUGUGCGAAGUACGGAGAUCGACUUUGUCAGCAUCAGUGUCGGAACACGUACGGAGGCUACACAUGCAUUUGUCCCCCAGGAUCGCGUUUAAAUCCUGAUGGCAGAACUUGUUUGAACACGACAUGUAUUCCUGCGUGUAGAAAUGGCGGUUCUUGUAAACAUCACCGAUGUCACUGUCCUAGUGGUUUCUAUGGAAUCAUUUGCCAGUUUGAUGUAAACGAGUGUCGUACAGAAAAGCCAUGUGACCAGACGUGUAUCAACACCUGGGGAAGCUAUGUUUGCUCCUGUAACGAGGGUUAUACACUACAUACAGAUGAACAUACGUGUAUACCUGUUACUGACAUUGUGUAAUAAAGAGACUUAAUAUGCAAAG
Molecule: messenger RNA, 2891 nt
Organism: Mercenaria mercenaria
Lineage: Eukaryota; Metazoa; Mollusca; Bivalvia; Venerida; Veneridae
Product: neurogenic locus notch homolog protein 1-like
Exons: 14
Coding region: 266-2869 (867 amino acids)
Molecular function (GO): calcium ion binding
Source: RefSeq, a predicted model, not a curated record